AGCAGCGCAUCUCUGGGGAUGGGGAUAUGAGGCAGCGCCAACGUCAGAGCUGGGAGCUCCGUGACGACACCCUUCUCUAGAUCCUCGAUGCUGUCGUGGGUGACCUUGAACUUGGUAUCUGCGAAAUAUUAGCGACUGGGGAGAGUUCGUACUAAAGAAAUCACCCACCCUUGCCCUCUUCGGCAGCCUGGAGAACCUCAUUCCAAGUCGCCUUGUCGCCGAUGAUCCAGUACUCUCUUUCCCACUCGGUGAAAUCAAGAACUCGAUCAGCGUACUUGGCCAGAUCGAAAGUAUGGGCGAAAGUGACCAGGGUGUCCCCUUUGCCGGGAAUGGCUGCCGUGUCAUGAACAAGGUCAACAACGGCAAUCAUGGGGGACAUGUAGGUCUUGUGAGCGGGCGUCGGAAAAAGGAGGGAUGUGACCUGGAUCAACUGUUAGCAGUCCUUGUGGAGCUGGAGCGCUCUGCCUCAGUCAAUGUGACUACAUACUGCGCUCCUGCAGCAGCUCCCAUGGCCGACAAUAAUGAUUCCAGAAUGCAUCAUUCCUGGCUACUUGCAAAUCCCGACUACAUGCCACUUGUGCAAGGUCUGAUGGGAAACAUAUCUACACUGAGAGAGCAGUCUUCAAAUGUCCUUUCAAGUUUGUUAGGCGGUUUGGGCAAGGGUCCUGAUGGUUUCGUAUCUGUCAAACCAGUGUCACUGAAUCCAAGCACCUACGGGUUCUGAGUUCUGAGUGGUGAGGAUAAGCUCCCGGCCCCAGGCCUCAAUUGGAUAUAACGCAUCUAGGUCACAUUUUAGACAUUUUUUCACGGCAUUACAGGCUAAUUAUAA
This is a messenger RNA of Fusarium oxysporum Fo47, 829 nucleotides long. RefSeq lists its product as uncharacterized. Lineage: Eukaryota; Fungi; Ascomycota; Sordariomycetes; Hypocreales; Nectriaceae. The coding region runs from base 293 to 724 and encodes 143 amino acids. The record is from RefSeq and is a predicted model, not a curated record. The transcript is spliced from 2 exons.